UUGUUGUUGUCCUUCUCAACCAACGUCCAACACUAGCAACAAGACUUUUGACCAAAUUCUACGUGAAUAUGAACUGCAACCCUUAAGACGCAGAGCAAUAAAUACUGUUCAAAUCAAUAUCGGACUUUAUUGUAAUAUGGCUUGUAGUCACUGUCACGUGGAGUCUUCUCCUUCUAGAAAGGAAACCAUGUCUUCCCAAGUGGCUGAAAGAAUAAUACAACUCAUCUCUCGUACUCCAACUGUAAAGUUGGUAGAUAUUACUGGUGGAGCUCCAGAGUUGCAUAAUAUGUUUCGUCCUUUGGUGUUGGCUUUGAGUGCAAUGGGAAAGAAAAUACAGGACCGUUGUAACUUGACCGUAUUAUUGGAACCUGGUCAAGAAGAUUUAAUAGAAUUCCUUGCCACCCAUCAAGUAGAUAUCGUAGCUUCUCUACCUUGUUAUGAAGAAGCUAAUGUUCGAAAACAAAGAGGAACGGGUACUUUCGAGAAAAGUAUUCAAGCUUUGCAAUUACUCAAUCGUUGGGGGUAUGGUCAACAAGAAAAUGGAAAAAGAAAGUUGUAUUUGGUAUAUAAUCCUGUAGAACCUCAACUUCCUGGUAAACAGUCAACGUUAGAACAGCAGUACAAACAGCAGUUGGCUGAAAAGUUUGGAAUUCAGUUUGACAAGUUGUAUUGUCUUACCAACAUGCCGAUCAAGCGAUAUCGCCAUGAUUUGAUACGCCAAGGCAAAUUGGAUAGUUAUACAAGUCUGCUUCAACAAUCAUUUCAAGCAGAACAUGUACAAAAUGUGAUGUGUUUAGAUCAGAUUCAUAUUGGUUAUGAUGGAGCAUUGUAUGAUUGUGACUUUCAUUAUGCUGUUGGAUUGAGAGAAAAAUAUCAACGAAAUAUAUGGCAAGUGGAUAAUUUCGAUUCCUUAUGCAACGAUCAUAUCCAAACAGCUGUACAUUGCUUUGGAUGUACUGCAGGAUUUGGUUCGAGUUGUCAAGGAAGUCUCGUAUCGGAAUAAAGUAGUAUUCAUCGUUUGUUUUAGA
Molecule: messenger RNA, 1028 nt
Organism: Galdieria sulphuraria
Lineage: Eukaryota; Rhodophyta; Bangiophyceae; Galdieriales; Galdieriaceae
Exons: 2
Coding region: 137-1003 (288 amino acids)
Molecular function (GO): catalytic activity; iron-sulfur cluster binding
Source: RefSeq, a predicted model, not a curated record